UUUUUUACUUUUUAGACUCCUCUUGUUCAUACCUUUUCCGUUUCAUUUUUGGGCGACGAAGAGGCGAUGGGUAGCGACACAAUUCCCCUCCUCACUCCCUACAAAAUGGGAAAUUUUGAUCUCUCCCACAGGAUAGUUCUUGCUCCGUUGACAAGGCAGAGAUCAUUCAACAGCAUACCUCAGCAACAUGCCAUCCUUUAUUACUCUCAGAGGGCGUCGAAAGGCGGCCUUUUGAUAGCCGAGGCAACCGGAGUCUCCGACACGGCACAAGGGUAUCCGAACACUCCUGGGAUUUGGACGAAGGAGCAAGUGGAAGCGUGGAAACCCAUUGUAGAUGCGGUUCAUGAGAAGGGGGGUGUCUUCUUUUGCCAGAUUUGGCACGUGGGGCGAGUUUCGAACUAUGAAUUUCAGCCUAAUGGCCAACCUCCAAUUUCGUGCACUGACAAGCCAGUGGCACCUCAAGUCCGAGCAAACGGCAUUGACGUCGCUAAAUUCGCGCCUCCAAGGCGAUUAGCGACAGAGGAGAUCCCUUUAAUCGUCAACAAUUUCAGAGUUGCUGCUAGAAAUGCUAUCGAAGCUGGUUUCGAUGGUGUCGAGAUCCAUGGGGCCCACGGGUAUUUGAUCGACCAGUUCCUGAAAGACCAAGUAAAUGAUCGGACUGACAAGUAUGGCGGGUCCCUUGAGAACCGGUGCCGCUUUGCCCUAGAAAUUGUCGAAGCCAUAGUCAACGAAAUCGGGGCUGAUAAGGUCGGAAUAAGGCUCUCUCCUUAUGCUAACUAUAUGGAAUCCGGAGACUCAAAUCCCGAUGCUCUCGGCCUCUACAUGGUGAAUUCUCUGAACAAAUUCGGAAUUUUGUAUUGCCACGUGGUGGAGCCGAGAAUGGUGAAAGUAGGCGAAAAGGUCGAAACUCCUCAUAAUCUGCUACCUAUGAGGAAUGCUUUUAGGGGAACAUUUAUCGUCGCAGAGGGCUAUAAUAGAGAAGAAGGGAAUAAGGCUAUUUCAAGUGGGUAUGCUGAUUUGGUCGCAUACGGGCGUGUGUUUUUGGCUAAUCCCGACCUGCCUCGGAGAUGAAAAUGUUCCAAGAGCACUCCCAAAGACCAACAGAAUAUAUAUAGAAGAGCAACCGAACCUGAUGAAUGUUCACACAGGGAGAAUGAUCAUGUGUUAUUUAAGUAGUACUUUUGAGCAAAUGUUCGUGGGCAGAACCUUUCGUAGAUUUGAGCUCGAUUAUAAGAUACUGCAGAAGAUGAUGAUGAAUGAUGGUGUAAACAUUUGCGAAUACGAGGAAUAAGAUGAAGAUCAUGGUCCCCUACACUUACUAGUUUGAAAACAACAACAAGAACAAGAGAUGAUGAUGAAUGUAGCGGUCCCCUCGCGUAUUUAUGCUACACCAAGAGAGAAAAAGAUGUUGAUAUGUUUUUCUUAACCCCAAAAGCAUGCAAAAAGACAGCCUAAACAAAGAGGAAGAUAUAAAGAUAAUUCAUGGGUUAAAAUAACCCCAAACCCUAAAUCCUAAACCCUAAAAUUUGUAUCUGGUACCUGUUGCAGCUGAAGU
Messenger RNA from Ananas comosus (pineapple), 1555 nucleotides. RefSeq names its product putative 12-oxophytodienoate reductase 11. Gene Ontology annotation, molecular function: FMN binding; oxidoreductase activity. Lineage: Eukaryota; Viridiplantae; Streptophyta; Magnoliopsida; Poales; Bromeliaceae. The transcript is spliced from 7 exons. The record is from RefSeq and is a predicted model, not a curated record. Bases 67 to 1071 code for a protein of 334 amino acids.